Molecule: messenger RNA, 1575 nt
Organism: Gossypium raimondii (Peruvian cotton)
Lineage: Eukaryota; Viridiplantae; Streptophyta; Magnoliopsida; Malvales; Malvaceae
Product: UDP-N-acetylglucosamine transporter UGNT1
Exons: 11
Coding region: 11-1105 (364 amino acids)
Cellular component (GO): Golgi apparatus
Molecular function (GO): antiporter activity; GDP-fucose transmembrane transporter activity
Source: RefSeq, a predicted model, not a curated record
UCUUCUUCUCAUGCUUGCUGUCACUCUGAAUCUUCUCUUCCCUCAUUCCAUUUCUCGAACAGAAAGCGAAUUCGAAAAUUCGGCCAUGACUUCCAUUAAGCAAGAAGGUUUGCCACUAACUGAUCCCUCCAAAAUUGAACUCCGACGUGAAACCGCCGUUGUCUUGCCCGGGAAAAGAAGAGGAGCGCACGCUGCCCUUGGCUACAUGUGCAGUGCAGUUCUCUUGGUUCUGUUCAACAAAGCAGCCCUUUCUUCUUACAGCUUUCCAUAUGUAAAUGUGAUCACACUUUUCCAGAUGCUAUCUUCUUGUGCAUUUCUCUAUGCCAUGAAACGCUGGAAGAUCAUCUCUUUCUCAGAGGGGGAGCCACAGAGUGUUACAAGCAACCCAAUCACCUUAAUACCAUUGAGGACACUAGUUCAUACCCUCCCUCUGGCAGUUUCAUACUUGCUAUACAUGUUAAUCACCAUGGAAUCCGUUCGUGGCAUAAAUGUUCCUAUGUACACCACUUUAAGGCGGACUACUGUGGCUUUUACCAUGAUUGUGGAGUAUCUUUUGACAGGACGGAAACACUCAUCAUAUGUCAUUGGCAGUGUAGGGAUAAUUAUAAUUGGUGCAUUUGUUGCUGGAGCUCGCGACUUGUCAUUUGAUGCCUAUAGCUAUUCCAUUGUUUUUAUGGCAAACAUCUGCUCUGCAGUAUAUCUUGCUUCCAUCGCUCAUAUUGGUAAAUCCAGUGGCCUCACUAGCUUUGGCCUUAUGUGGUGCAAUGGAAUAAUUUGUGCACCAAUCUUGUUAUUUUGGACAUCAUUCAAAGGUGACCUUGAAGCGUUGAUGAGCUUCCCUUAUUUAUAUUCUAGUGGGUUUCAGGUUGUGAUGCUUCUCUCUUGUAUCAUGGCUUUCCUAAUAAAUUAUUAUGUAUUCUUGAAUACAACACUCAAUUCAGCUUUGACACAGACAAUAUGUGGCAAUUUGAAGGAUCUUUUCACUAUUGGAUUGGGAUGGCUACUGUUUGGUGGGCUUCCAUUUGAUUUGAUGAAUGUACUCGGCCAAUCUCUUGGGUUUUUGGGAUCAUGUUUGUACGCCUACUGUAAACUCAAAGGAAAAUAGACACAUGGCCGCUGCUUGAGAGCCUCAUACUGGAGUUAUCAAUGGUUAUUCCUUUGUGCAACGACAUUGCUCCACUAUGAUUCGAGUUGUAGUAAAAAGCUUCUUUGCAAAAGGAUAAGGUGCGUACAUCUGACCUAUCCCAAACCCCAUAAUGGAAGAGCCUCGUACAUUUUGAUAUAUGCCCUUUAGCAUAUGUUUCUUCUCCCUAAAGAUUAAGAUUGUUGUGAAAAUAUUUGUUUUGAAAAAAGCGGAAAAAGUAUAUAAAAGAUACGGUUUUAAUAAAUUGAAAUGCCAUAAAAAGUGUGUUUAAAAUAAUUAGAUUUUUAGAAAUGCAAGGAAAAUAAAAUCAUUUCAUCAAAAACCUAAUUAGAUUUUUGUUUGCUUUAUUAAAUAAAUCAUGAUUUCAAAAAUAGAAUUUAAAAUGUUUGAUCUAUUUUUUUAAUCAAGAGGUAAGGAAAAGGGAUUAGUCA